AGGAAAGGGGCGGGUGUGUGACGGGUCGGUUCUCUUUAACUCUGGCAUCGUUUUAAGAACGUGAAUCACCCAGACAAGAUGGCGCACUGCUCGUCUACAUGGGGAAUUCUCGCUCAGCUGCUCUUGUUUUGUGGAUUGGGUGAGUAGCUGAUGAUUUAAUAAAGUUGUGUUUGAUAUUACAAAAGUUAGUUGAAAUGCAUUGGGUGAGUACCUGAUGAUUUAAUAAAGUUGUGUUUGAUAUUACAAAAGUUAGUUGAAACGCAUUGGGUGAGUAGUUAAUUAUUUGGCAAAAUUGUGUUUGUUAUUUCAAAAGUUAGUUGAAACGCGUUGGGUGAGAAGUUGAUUAUUUGGCAAAGUUGUGUCUAGUUUAGUAUUACAAAAGUUAGUAUUACAAAAGUUAGUUGAAAUACAGAUUUCUUUAAGUUUCACCAAGUAUAACAUCACCCACAUGGAAUCCUUCAAUUAUCAAAUAUGAUAUUAUACAUUCUGUCUAUGUAACACACUUUUUUUACGUCGAAAGUUUUCAUGAACUUUAUAUUGUGCUACAUGUUUAUAAUUUCAAGAAAAUUCAUAAAAUUCCCCCAUUUUAGAUCAAACGUAAAAACAGUUUUAUCUUGUUUGGUUUUAUUUUUGUUAAGACUUUGUUUCUAGGGAGCUAUGAAAACUCCGUUAAAAAACAUCUUCUCUAACUAUUCCGUUAAAUCCGAUGUUAAAUCCCGUAUUUAGUUUAAUCAAGACUUAUGUUCCAGCGAACAAUCCAAUUAUUGUAUUCGUAGUCCAAUAUUAUUGUAGUUCAAUAGUUAUCAUAUUGUUUUGUUCAAUUUUAGUACAAGAUUAUUGUAGUCCAAUAUUAGUGUAGUCCGUAUUUAGCCCAUUGCCUCGUUCAAUUUUAGUCCAAUAUUAAGUCUCAUUAAAUAGUCAAAAAUUCAUUCGAUUAUUUUCUACAAUUUUAGGUCACUGGUUUAGUUUAAUGUUUAGGCAGAUCGUUAUUUAAAGUAAAAUGCGUUGUUUAGGCACGCUAUAUGGCUAUAUGCCAAUAACUCAUUAUAUCAUUAUAUUUAGAUAUCAUAGCAAAAAUAUAUUUAUAUAUAUGCAUAUUCAUAUAUAUAUAUACCUAUAAAUGGGAAUAAGCAAUAUAAAGAAUCAAAUCUUGAUUUAGAUCAGGGAUGUUUAAACUAAGGCCCGCGGACCAGAUCCGGCCCUAGAAGCGUCCUUAGUCCGAACCACCAGGCCGCCAUAAAGUUAUCUGGGUAGCAGUAACAGAUGUGGAACCAGACGUUUAUAACCCAUUAGCCUUACUUCCCUUUGAAACACUAUCAAGUUUAAGUCAAUUUAAAAUUUUUCGUCUCAAUAUUUUAUUGUCUUUUCCGGGCACCUUGUGUAUCCAAUCAAUUUAAAAUAAGAUAUGUGCAGGUUGCAUAAGAUGAAUUCAUAUUUUUUUCCAAAAUAUCUUCCGGCCCCCGACAGUGUCUGAGGACACAGAUCCGACCAUCUAUUUAAAAACUGUGAUUUAGACCUAAAGAUGAUUUAUACAAUGGCUUUAUUGAUUCAGAUGCAUACUUUUGUAGUUUUGUAUUACUUAUUGCUGAAAUCUUAAAUAAAAAAUAGUCUAAAUAUAAAGGAAUAUUUCUUUAUUCACGUGACUAUGUACCAAAUGUGAAGCAUUCCUCAACAGUUACGCGAUAAACUAAAUAUAUUUAUAAAUUUUAAAUAUUUGCUUGAUAAUAUUGUUAAAACCAUACGUUUUUAAAGGAUGGUUUACAGUUAAGCCUACGACUCAGCCACAUGGGUGGGCCUGGUAAACUGUUUGAUUGUUGUUUUAGUAUUUAAAUGCUUCCCUUCGUAAAUUAUCAAACCAUAAGAAGUUUCAAACAGAUUUUGAUCUUUGUCUACGUGCUGUUACUAGUGUUGCUUUUUGUUCUCACUUAACUUAGCAAUUUAACAGGAUAUUGAUUUCAAUAUGAAAGAGAAAAUAAGUGGACUGUGACCCAUAAAUAUUUGUGCGCUUUGUUUACUUCUAAUAACUUCUAACUUCGGUGUAUCUAAGCUGACACGGUUGUUCCCCCUUGAUAUCGCACCGUCUCUUUUUCCAGGUGCCAGCCAGAAGGCAAGGUGUCCAGAUGAUUAUCGCUACAGAGUGGAAACAUGUGUCAUGGAGGCACAGGUGGCCCCACAAGCUGGAGGGGGGCUGCCCCUGAUAACUGAUAUGGACAAACUUGAAGAGUUGUGCGAGUAAGUAGGCUUACGUGUGACCACAUCUAUGCUUGAGUUGGAAUGACUUGAAUUUAAAUGACCUGAUUUUGAAUGACUUAAGUCUGAAUUACUUGAGCCUAAACGACUUGUUGGUGAACGACUUGUGUGUGAGCGACUUGAGUGUGAAUGGCUUGAGUGUGGAUGACUUGAGUGUAAAUGCCUUGAUUGUGAAUGACUAGAGUGUGAAUGACUUGAGUGUGAAUGCAUUGAGUCUGAAUGCCUUAAGUGUGAAUGCAUUGAGUCUGAAUGCCUUAAGUGUAAAUGCCUUGAGUGUGAAUGACUAGAGUGUUAAAUGAUUUGAGCGUGAAUGCCUUGAUUUGUGAAUGACAAGAAAGUGAAUGACUUGAGUGUGAAUGACCUAAACGGGUUUGUUUACAAUGGUUACCGGAAAUUUGAUCGAAAGAAAUUUCGUCGACGGUAAAUUGAUCGACGGUAAUUGGAUCGACCGGAAAUUUGGUCGAAUCUUUUUUUCAGUUCACACGUUAAGAUUUUCGUCAAAUUUCUUUUUGAACGCACUAUGCUAUAUAGUAAAACAAAAUAAUGCGUUCAAAAAGAAAUUUGAAGCAAAAUUUAAACGUAAAAACGGAAAAAAAGAUUCGACUAUAUUUCCGUUCGAUCAAAUUACCGUCAAUCAAUUUACCGUCGACGAAAUUUCUUUCGAUCAAAUUUCCGGAUACGGUUUACAAUAAAUAUUCCUGGAAAAUGCUGACGCAUGUGCGUGUCAUAAUAUGCACUUGACUCGUACGUUUUCUUGCGCAUAAGCUAAACACAAUCCAUCCAACUUAAGAACUUUGAAAAAAAACAAGAACUAUAAUUUAUCCUCUUACAGGAAGCUAAAUAUCCAUAUGUGUAAGUGUAAGUGUAUUCUUUACUUGAACUUGAACCAUUGUCUCACAUCUGUUUCAUUGUUUAGACAACUAGCAAUGAUUUGGAAAAUGCGCCAUUGCUUACAUGGACUACUUGUCUAAUUCUAGGUCAGACAUGUUUCAGGCAGUGGCGUUGUAAGGCGGUGUAGAGGGCACCUGGCGCCCCGGGUGCACCUUUUUUCUUUAUGGAAAGGGGCGGCAUUAUUUUUCCGGGCUGACUUGGCCAAGCACAAAGACUUCGUUUCACCCAGACUGCGGGAGAUAAAAAAAAUAAAUUAAUACCAUGAUAAGUUUUGAGAACUUUGUUCCCUUGGUCACAGUUACUAAGAAAAAUGAGGGAGGGGGGGGGGAAGGGCUGUCCCUCCACGGGGAGAGCCUUUUCUGGUACAAGAUUUUGUAGUCGGCGGUAACGAAAUGAAAAUAUGGUAUCGAAGAUCAUCAGAGUCACGAUUGCUCUCUCCAUAGUGAUUUAAUGUAAUUGUACCGGAUCUUUAAACUCUAUUUUCUUAUUUUAGUUAAAUUGAAACAGUAAGCAGAGUUUCUCUCCUAGCAUGUAAACGAGUUUCUUGGACUCGCCAUUUUAACAGUCCUUGAUAGAAUAUACUAUUUUAAAGUCAAUAAGUAUUCAAAAAUACAAAGGCACCGGUACGAAUAGAUUGUUACAAAAUGGGGCACAUCCUGUUAAAUGCACACGGGUUUCUGAAGAACGAAAUCGUGUUUUUUCCCCUUUAUAGCAUUUAGUCGCUGUCUAUCAAAGUGGCCCGCGAAGCCUUUUGCUUUGGCCACCCUCAUGAUUCAACAAAUUGUACCAAAAAAAAAAAAAAAAAAAAAAAAAAAAACAAAAAAAUGCAGGUAUUUGCGCGUAUGUUAACUAAAUUUCACCCUGGACGACAUAUCAAAAGUGACCCCUCCCCUCCAAACACUUACCAUUUGUCUAAUCCCAAAAGUGUCGCCCAUGGGCCGUCACCUACUUCCCACUUUAAAAAAAAAAAUAUAUAUAUAUAUAUACACAUAGAUUGAAGUUUGUUUUCUAUAACCAACAAGUACCGAGCCUGAUGGCAGCACGCCGCUUGGUAGAAUGAUGAAUUUUUCGCUGUCGUACAUAUGAUUUUAUGCCACCGCUUUUGUCACGUAAUUGGUAGAAGAAUGUUUAUGUUUUAUUUAGGAUAUUUACUAGCGUGCAGCGUGCGCAAAGUAGUUACAGUACUGAGACCGACGCAACUUGAACGCGUACAUGCGUUUGUCAACCGUGCAAUGACCCAACCGGCACGUGUUCCCUAAGGUAUCAAGUUGCAUUGACAGUUUUGUUGGGAAUGGGUCUUUUUACGGAGGAAAUAAAAAAAAACAAACAUCAUAUUUAAGCACUAUUUUCACUCAUUCACAACUGGUCGUGAAAAAAGGGCAGGGGGCGUGGUGGUGAUUUUGAAAAAAGGGUGGCAGACGAUUGGCGAGAACAAAUUUAAGAGGACAAAAUAAGACGGUUAUGCUGAGUAUUGUUAAGAAAUGUGGCCGUUCUGGUAAAGCACUGUCUCAACGGAACAGUAAGACGAACGUAUUUGAAACUGAACCCCUACAAUACGUUCGUUCAGUGUUUGAUAAUGUUCUGUGGUGCAAGGAACCUUUACGUGAAUAGACAGUGGUAUCAAUAGGACGGAGUGACUAGCUAUAACGCUAGAGAAUCUAUUGCCAUGUUGCAAAAAAAACUUUCAUGGGCGAAUAAUGUCACAUGCAUGGGACUGAGUUCCCGUCAGUGGCGUAGCGAGGGUGUUUGGCGCCCGGGGACAAAAUUCGCGCCCGGGGACAAGAUCCAUUUUAAAGCGCCCCUUUUUCUUUUUUUCAACUCUCAAACCCAUUAUUUUCAUUGAUAAAAUAAUAUCAAAGCACAUUUUGGCGCCCCAAACUCGCUGGCGCCCGGGGACAUAUGUCCCCCCUGCCCCCCACCACGCUACGCCUCUGGUUCCCGUACACGUCUCAUUCCCCUGAACUUACACCACCCGAUGUCUUUUUUGGUGAAUGUUAAAGGGGAGUGUGUUCACCUGUGAAGAUCUGCCAAGAUUGGCGUCUGUAUUACGCUAGAGAACAAGUAUCCUUCUGCAGCAGUCUGCAGCAACCGUUUUUUAAUGACAUGCUUGAAAAUCUAUGUGAGCGUAUCCGGAAAUUUGAUCGAAAGAAAUUUCGUCCACGGUAAAUUGAUCGACGGUAAUUUGAUCGAACGGAAAUAUGGUCGAAUCUUUUUUUCCGUUUUUACGUUUAAAUUUUGCUUCAAAUGUCUUUUUGAACGCAUUAUUUUGUUUUACUAUAUAGUAUAGUGCGUUCAAAAAGAAAUUUGACGAAAAUUUUAACGUGUGAACUGAAAAAAAAAGAUUCGACCAAAUUUCCGGUCGAUCAAAUUACCAUCGAUCAAUUUACCGUCGACGAAAUUUCUUUCGAUCAAAUUUCCGGUAACCCUUUGUGAGCGAUAUGAACACUGUCUACGAUGAAGCAGUGCACUCCAUUCUCGAGCAUACGACGGGAUUAUGGGAUAAUAAUGAACAUCUAUUUGAGGAGGGGGGAAUCAAGGAGCUCACCGGGAGAUAGGCCUACGAGCUUCAACUCCACCACCGACCACACUAAACAUAAUGCGUUGCCUACACAUGUCGUAGUUAGAUCUAAUUUUAUGAUUUUUCCUUUUGGCACUGAAAAUGGUACUUUCAUUUUUUUUUUUAAAUGACAAGAGCAGUGUGGUCCAUGGAAAAUUUAAAGUGUAAACCGAGUUUGUAUCGACAUGUUAAUAGGCGCAAUGAUGUUUAUUGUAAUGUUCUCACAGGAGAGGCAUACUCCAAAAGACAAUCGACUGUCUAAGAGACAUUCAAACACGAUGCUCGGACAACGUCACGCAGAGACUGGAACUGGAUAUGCUUUUCAGCAUUGAAGAGUGGAAACAGGGCCAAGAACUCUUGUGUGAAGAUCUUAACCGUAAGUUAGGUAAAGGAAGUCACCACGACUUUCAUAAAAAAAACACUACCAUUUGAUGUACCUUACUUACAUGCAGCGCCUUAAUACAAUGUUUCGUCCUUGCUUCUCAAAAAAAAAAAAUAGCUCCCAGAGAGGGGGAGAGAGUGGGGGUUGCCGAUAAAUCUUUAAGUAUAAGAUGGUUACACUUACUGGCAGAUAGCCUACCGAACAAGAGAAUUGCAGAAAUUUGAAUAUACAGAAUAUGCUAUUUUCCUCCACAAAGUUGCAUGCUUACGUCAUGCAUAAAAAAAAUCUUACUUUAGAAAAACAUGAUUUGACCUUAAAGUGAACAUCUUAAGAUCGAGUACACAAUACCGGUACUGUCUCAAUGAUCUUAAAGAUUAAUUAUUAGUUGUUUUUUUUUCCAUUAAUAACCAGAUUCUUGUCUCAAACUGAUUUUAACAUAUAAUUGAUGUUAAAUUUUUGCCUGAAUAAUAAAAUGGAAUGAAAUGACCCAUGGGUUUAAUUUUAUUCUUACAAUUGCCUCUGAAUACACUGAUGAUUACUCAAAUGUUAUGGUAAUUGCAUGUUGAAAUGGAAUGAUCAUUCUCUCCAAGAGUAUUUAUCUUUUCCCUGAAAGUUAUAAAACAUGUACUGUUCAUUUAUUAUUGGCACCAAAUAAAGUCGUGCAGCCAUGGAAGACACUCAAGGUAAGCCAACCACUUCACUGAGCAUCACACUGAGCUUGCAUAAAAUUAAUAGACUGCCAUCAUAUCAGCCAUGAGGUUCCCUCUGAUAAAAUGGUUUUACACUUUUGCUUUUCACGGUUGAUGGCGGCUUGUAGACUCUCGUAUUUCUUGCUUUAGGUAUUCUCAUAGUAUUACGCAAUAGUUUUUUUGCACUGCUUAACUUUAACAUGUUUGUUUUACUUCACAGUAGGAAGAGAAUCUUUCAAAAUUCGCAGCUUAUGCCAUUCCCUUUUCUUUCAUCCAACAUUUUACUAACAGUUAUACUUUGAAGUAUCUUAUUACUUUUAAAUAUAUUUUGUUUUUUUAAUGGUGUUAAGCUAAUAAACCAGUGCCAUAAUUUCAGAUUUCUAUUUAAAAUUUAUCUAAAUUGAUUCAACAAAGGAGUAAAGACUUGAAGUAUAUCUUUAUUUGAGGCCGUUUUUGUCAUACAAUUUCACAUUUGUAGAAAUAUAAAUUCAUAAAUAUAUAUAUAUAAAUAUACAAUCAUAAGCCAGAUAUGAGCAUACAAAUCAUUUACUGAUAACAUCAUACAGAUAUAAGAGAAAUUUACGUACUGAAAUGGAACUAUUUUAGUCAGAGAAUUAUUUUUAAUAGUUUUGUAGUUUGAACAUGAACACUAGUGUAAAAUCUUUAAUGAAAUUGGUGUGUCUAAUGUACACGGCAUAUGCACAGUUCUGUUUCAAUGACCUGGCUAUUUCAGUAUUCAAGAAUCACUUUGACUGUGUGUCCAAGUUCGGGCCACGCAUUUCCAGCUGCAUUCUCCUUAAGACACAGAACUUCCGUAAAGAUAUCACCAAUGCUGGGAUAGCCCCACACAGAACAUUACAUGACAUAACUUGCAAGUAAGUGGGAACCACUUGAUAAGCUCGAAGGGUAAAGGUGAUAGCAGAAUUUAAAACUUCUAGAAGAUCUGCCUGGGCCAAAAGACCACUAUCAGUUGCUUUUAUGAAGCACCCUAUGAACAAUCCCUGCUAGGUACCAAGUGAAAAUCCCUGCGAGAUACCCAGUGAAAAGAUUUAUUGGGGCAUUUUGGGCAUGUUCAAUUCUUUUUUUUGUUUGUAUAAAUAUAACUACAGCACUAAAAUACUAUAUUAAGACCCAUCUACAAAAGCCAUUCAAAUUACUAUUCACAUAAAUGUUAAUGUAAUAUAAAAGCUAAAACUUCACAAUCAAAGACAGAGAGGAAAAAAAAAAAAGAUUAAAUUAAAAAAAGGGAAAGUCAACCCCUUAAAAAAUCUUUAUGAAACAUAAAUAACUGCUUUUUAGAGACUUUCUUUCUAAUCACUAAUUGAUAUAGUUUGUAGAAUAAAAUUUUAUUUAUUGUGCAAUAAAGAAUUUUGUCGCUUAAGUCACUUUGCUAUGCUGUCUUUAUUUAAAAACAGGAAAUAAUUCUUAUUAUGUCAAUAAUUUAAAGAUUACAAUAUUAAAAAGUAGAAAAAAAAAAAAGUUUAAAAAUACUUUCAAAGAAAAGUUUAAAACAUUUUAAAAAUUAAUAAAACAUGACACAUUUAAGUUUUUCUUCAUUUAAUUGGAAACCUUUGGCUUCAUAGAAUUCUUUUCUACAGACUUUCUUUGCAUAAUGUAUUUUAAGAAUUUUACAUAAUAUUCUACUUCUUAGUGCGAUUAAACUCAUCUUUGAUAGAAAGUUUAAAAAAUAUUUUUUUUAUCCUACUCGUAACUUAUACUACUUCUUCAAGCUUAAAAUCAUGUCAUUCUUUAAUCUCUUAGUUUUGCAGAAAAUAUUGUGAACUGUCUGGAGCGUCCGUUGGCAAGAGCAUGUCCCAUUGAAGUUGUUGAUACAAUGGUCAGUGCCUUACACAAAUUUCUGCCCCCAGCAUGUGCACCGGUGCCCAUUCUGUACAAGACAAAUGAUGGGCAGGUUCAGAGAAGAAACAGUCAAGAUAAGUCAGAUGAGCCCCUGGAGCCCAUCAUUUUUGAGACAGUUAUUGUUGAAGGUGGAGAAGCAGAGAACUAAAGGUCCAUACAGAAGACAAGUCUGUGCUGGCUUGAGUGAUUGCUUCUUCUUAAGUCAGGCCAAAAAUUUGGCCUAGUCAUGAAAAUUAUUGAUCUAAAUAUGGGAUAUGUGUUUGAAUAUCUAUGGAAAAUAAUUUUUCUAACAGACAAAUUUUUGGCAUUAAUUAAUCUGUAGAACUUUAUUUUCCCUAGAUCAAACAUUGGUUUUUUUUUUAGUUUAAAAAGUAAUGCACUUACUAUGUGAUCUGGGCAAGAGGUAAUGUAACAGCUUAUUAUGUAUAUAAUAAUCUUCAUAAUGGUUUUUUGGGAUAUAUAAAUAUACAUAUUUAAAGUUAUUUAAAAAAUGGCCAGAUAUUUUCAUGAAUAAAUUUUGUACCUUAAAAAUAUCUUUUACAGUACAAUUUACAUGUAAAAAUCAGGGCAAAGUUAAAGAAACAUCUUGUAAAACAAUUAAUAGACAAAUAGAUCAGGAGAGUGGAAAGUUACAAAGUGAAAAAUCUAUUCUAAAUUAAAAAAAACUACACGAAAUUUAAAAGUCAAUGACUUGGUUCCAUCAUUAAAUGAUUCAUUUUCUGCAAUAAGUGCCAUAAGCACUGUACAUAUAUUUAGUUUGACAUGAGAUCAACAGCUGCUUAUUGAUAUCCAUUUUUUUUAUAUCAUGGGUAUAUAAGAAAUUUACUUUAUUGUUGUACAGUUCUCAGGUACAUCAAUUUCAGUUCAGUAGUCAGAAGUAAAUUUAGUAAUAAUUGUCACAUGUGGAGUUAAUUUUAAAAAAUUGAACAUUAAAAACAAAAAGAAAUAAAAGCAUAAAUUAGGCAUGGAUAAUUAUUAUAUCCCUUCAAUAUGGAGAAAUAAAUGCUUGAUUAAAAAAAUAUUUGUUGAUAAAACUUGUUCAUUUCAAAUUAAAGAUCAAAUGUUGUUUUUUUUUGUUGUUUUAAAACGUGUUUCAAUUUUGUUGAGAAGCAAAAAUGUAAAAUUAUGCAUUUGAGGUGAGGGAAUGAAAGAUAUAUGUAAUUUAUAUUUGCACUAUUCAGGUUGAUUUAAAAAGAAAUUCAAAUUUAAAA
This is a messenger RNA of Lymnaea stagnalis (great pond snail), 9840 nucleotides long. NCBI's taxonomy places the organism in Eukaryota, Metazoa, Mollusca, Gastropoda, Lymnaeidae. The record is from the annotation of a GenBank genome assembly.